CACAUGCACUUGCCCACUUGUCUAGAGUGUGGUAAAGGAUGACCAGUCUGACCAUAGCAAUGAAGACCACGUCUGUAUAGACCAAUGCCUGUUUUUUUUCUACCAGUGAACUCUCUUUGAAUUUGUCUUUGUAGUGACAUAUAUACACACACACACACUCAGCCCUUAAUUUUCCUGAUUGAGCUGAGCCACCAUCCUUUUUUUGUGUGUGUGUGUCAGUAAACCUAUGAGUAUGCUACUGCUCCAGACAGCACCGAUAUUUGUGCUCAAAAGCCUAUCCACUAGUUAUGCAUGGAUGAACUACACGUUGAAAACUGUGAUGUGUGCAGCGAUGGUUGUAAUAGGAGUAGAUGUGGUGUUUUAGGGCUAAUUCUGUCAUAGUAGAAACCUACAUUUUUGAACCCACUUACUGUCCUUAAUGCUUUAACCUGAUGUCCAACUCACCCAGCUUUUGUAAUGCAUUAGAUGAGCAGUAUAUGUGUCAUUGUCACAUAAGAAAUUUUAAGUGCCACUGCAUUUGAAGGAGACAAAAUAAAGCUGGUGAUCUUUUUCACCCGAAGAUUUGGCAGUUUUAUGUAUUAAUGGUUGCUUUGUGAGUAUAUGAAACAAGUAAUAGUUCUACAGCACCACAGUGCCAUGUGUUAAGCUGCCACAGAUCCUAACAAGAAGUGUGAUGUGUCUGAGUUGUUUUAAUGGCAGUUGGGUUGAUUAAACUAGUUUGAAAUCCUGCGCAUGUUUUAACACCAUCUGAGUGAGGUGUGUGAAGAGGUCUGCCGUUCUCCUAACCCGCAUGGAUGUGGAAUUCUGUCCAUGCACUUGUGGCAUUUCCGAAAUCAACUUAAGCCCCUUUUCUCCUCAGCUGCUGUUGCUUCAGUUCCUGCUGGCUCUCAGCCAAAGGCCAUAGGGGCUAAGGCUGACUCAUCUCCACACACUUCUGCCCCCAAGCCUGUUCCCAUGGGCCGCCGGAAGCGCACCUCGCUUUCUGCUUCUUCCUCAUCUCCCAUUUCACCCAAAUCAGCCUCUGGCCCUCGAGCCACUCCACCUUGUUCUCCACUAGCAUCUCCUUCAGCUCGCUCCCCAGGUGCAGGGAAACAUGAGACACCUAAGGUUGUGAAGGCUGGUAAACAGGCAAAAUCCAAGAAAGCAGAUUUUAAAGUUGCUGAACCUCAGCAGGUAACCCUACCUUCUGCUGCACCCUCAGAGGCAAAAACAGCACACAAGUCUUCUCCAACCUCUCCCAAGGUGGCCACUCUACCAGUAGAGGGUGCAGCUACUGCCUCUGUGUGUCCUAAAGCUGCUGGCGUAGCUCCACUGGAGGCAAAACCAGUGAACAAUGAAUCGGUUACCUUAGCUCCAGCAGAAUCAAAACUGGUUAAAGGUGCAGGUCCUGCAGCUGCAUCUCCUCAAUGUACCACUGCUUCUCAAGUGAAGGCAAAACAGGUGAAGGGUGCAGCAGCUGCUCCAGUGAAAGCAGAGGCACCUGCUAAAGAUGUCCCAGCUCCAGUGGAGGCAAAACCAGAGAAAGUUGAAGCAACUACCUCAACUUCAGAUGGGGUAAAGCCAUCAAAGGAUGCAGGCCCUGCAGCAGCCUCUCCUAAAGGUACUAUUGCUGCUCCAUGGAAGGCUAAAGAGGAGAAAGUGAAAACUUCUCCAGUGAAAGCUGAAGCACCAGCUUUAGCAAAAGAUACAGUUGAGGCAAAACCAGUGAAAGGUGAAGUGGUUGCCCUGACUCCAGUUGAUGUUGUGAAAGGUGCUGCACCAGCUUUGGCAAAAGAUGUUGCCAAAAUUUCAGUGGAGGCAAAACCAGUCAAGAGUGAAGCGUCUGCCCUGACUCCAGUUGAUGUGAUGCAGGUGAAGGGUGCUGCAUCUGCACCAGCCUCAGUUAAAGAUGUUGCUCCAGUUGAGGCAAAACCAGUGAAGGGUGAUGCAGCUGCAACCCCAACUCCAGUUGAUGUGAUGCAGGUCAAAGGUGUUGCAUCUGUGCCAGGAACUUCUCAAGUGGCUGUCCCUGCUACAGUGAUUGCAAAACCAUUAGAGGGUCUAGCACCUACUCCAGUGUCUCCUAAAGCUACUGUAGCUCCUGAUGCAUUUAAAGUAGUUUCCAAGUCAGCUGCCCACGCACCCAAAUCAUACUCUGAGGCUGUGGCAUUUUGCCCACCUAAGGUACCAGAUAUGCCAAAGGUUGUUCAUGAGGCCCCAGUAGUACCUAAGGGUGCUGAAGUCCCAAAGGUUUCUGCCAUUGUUCCAGAAACCCCUAAGGUUACUGAAGUCCCAAAGGCUUCUGCCGUUGUUCCAGAAAUCCCUAAGCUUGCUGAAGUCCCAAAGGCUUCUGCCAUUGUUCCAGAAACCCCUAAGAUUGCUGAAGUGCCCAAAGCUGCUCCUGAAUCUCCUAAGGCUCAGUCUGUACCUGCCUUAUCUCCAGUGCAAAAAGCAAAGUCCGCUCCAGUCGCUGCUUCUAAAGAAAAUGCAGAGGCCCGCAAAAAGAAGCCAAGUGUUGGGCCAUCUACUGUUAUGGCAGCAACUCCUCUUCAGUCUUCCAUUUCACCUCUGGAGGAGGAGGAUGACCUCCCUCCACUUAUUCCUCCUGAGAAGCCUUCGACAAUGCCUGUUUUCCAACCGCAGCCUGUAGUUGAGGUUCCACCUAAAGUAGAGCCGUUAGUUAAAGCUAUCGUGCCCCCAGCUGGUCCUGCAACCACUGUAACACCUGCUAAAACUCAGCCUGACCCUACACCAGUUAAAGCAGCAUCUAAACCGGAACCAGUAAUCAAGAAUGACAAGGGUAUUUCUCUCUGUUCAUCUUUGUUUCUGUGCCUUUGUCAUGAACUGUAGGUUUGACUUACUUCUACUUUUAUUCCCCCAAUAUAGUCAUGGUGACUGCACGAUUUAAUUCUUUUUUUUUAUUAUUCUUGUAAUGAGAGUUUCCCCGGUGAACAUACUGUGAGGAGCUGUGACAAAUUGAGCAGCUUUAAAUAUGUGCCUACGAACAGGCAAAUACACUUAGCUAUUUGGUUGGGUGGAAAAAAGAGGAGUACUUUAAGGUCUGUGCUACAAUAAAUAUGUAAAUAUAGAAACAUACUUUUGCCAUUUUGUGGGAUAUAUUUUCUGCGGUUCAAUCUCAAAUAUGCUCUAUGCAGCGUGUAGAAUACAAAUGUUAUAGCCUAGGUAGUGCACAUAAGUACUAAGCUGGAAUUCAGCAGGGCAUACAUAUGAAUUCUGUAAAGAAAUAUAGAUAUUUGUUUUUUUUUUUCCCCCCCUCUAUGAUCAGUAAUAAUUUAUUUGCAUUAGGGAGAGUCAUAUUGGCAUUAUUGACAGGCAUGCACAUCACCUUUUUUUAGUCUGGUUCUCAGGAGACCACUUUGAGAGUUUGUAUGGUACUCACCCACACAGUGGUCCCCCCAUAGGUCUGACUAAGCCUCAUCCUCCUCACUGUCUGCCUCACUGUCUUCCAUUUGAAUUAUAGUACAUGAUGAUGGACUUGCUGCUUCUUGGAUUGUGGAAGAUGAUGCACUUCCUUGAUUGAGCCUGCAAUGGGCUGUUUGCAUCCCUAGGUCUAUAACUGACUUUGAGUCAAAUGUUUGUGGUCGUGUUUGACAAGUGGAUGUGCAUCAGGGCUCAGAGACAAGUAUGUGACAGACGGGAUCUGUGCUUGUUUUUUAUUAUGUUGAGAUGUGUAAACCCCCUCACAAGCUCCAUUGCUUAAAGUAAGGGACAGCUUGAUUAUCUUUUCGGUAUUGGAGUAACAAUCUGGAUUACUUGUAUUAACUACCUUGACUAAAUCGUACACAGGACACUGCCAACAUUUUCCUGCUUGCUUUAAACGCAUCCAUUCUCUUAUAAUUGAGUCUCGGUCAAGAGAAUGGUGCUGAUCGUUGUAUUGCCAAAACUGUGGAGGUCUUGCAUUUAUUGCGGCCUAGUGGAAGGAUCAAAAACUUAGUUAUCACAUGACUUUAGAGAUCCAUAUCUGUUUCAGACUCUCCAGUUAAACCUGAGUAAAUCAGUUUUGUCCUUGUCAUCAUCAGCAUUGGAAGUGGUGAGAUUCGUAUGCUGGCCUUCACCAUCAAACAAAAGUGUGUACUGUCCAAUGGCUAGCAUGAGUUCAUCUUUACAUUCUCCUAUGGUCAGCUUUUCCUGCUGAAACCUUUGUGAGGUUCAUGCUGCCAAUGUCAAGCAUGUUGGCCAGAAAACACUGAACGCACUGUGCAGAUGUGUUGUCAUCCGUUAUAGCCAGUUGCAUUUGAAUGGUGGGUAAAAGUCUUGAUAUUUUCAACAGUGUUUUGUGCCUCCAUGCAGACCAUCUGAUAUUGUGAAACUUUGCUAAUUUCAAAAAGGAGUUGCCAUUCUUAUCAAACGACUUCUUUAGCACUUCAGCAUUUUUGUGCUCCACCUUUUAUGUAAAUAAAAUUGCAGCAGCUUGACAACAGGACGAUUAAACAUAUCAGUAUGAAACCGUGUGAUUAGCUGACUUUGUGCAGUGCACAGAAUAUACACAAGGGAAUCCCCAAUCGCAAACAUUUGCCGUAGAUUUGGGAGAAUGCAGUUGUACGUACCGACGUUGACCACAGCACUGUCUGUCCUCCAUUCAUCCAAGCCUGAGUCAUGGAAUAGAUUGACCAGCCCACUCGUUAUUUCCCAUGCUGUUCGUUUAGCACCCAGUUAAGGAAAUCAACGGUGAGCUCUCCGUUGGUGGUCAGACACGAUAAACAAUUUCCAGCUCCGUUUUUAUGUCCUCCCAUCUGUCAAAAAGUAGACCCCAAAAUUCAGCUGAUUUCAACUUUUCCCCUCAAAUACAAGUACUAGUCAGUGCUAUGCUUUGAAUUAUUCGCGUUCCCCCUUCACGUGAAUGAUCUGCCCCUCCGACAUUCACUCCUAGUCUUUUUAAUAAUGCCAUAUCCUCAGCAUACGAAGACAUAAGACGUGUGUGUUUAGCUUUAUGGAAGGCCACGAGGAAACAUUACACAGAGCCAUCUGUUGCUCUUCAUUCACCUCGUUUUGCCAUCUAGCAAGUGGGUAACUGGAUAUUUCAUCUUAACUAGCUUGUGUUAUUAAUAGCUUGUACUACAUUUGUAUGAUCCUUACUCGUUUCAUGCUUAUCAAACACUGGAUGACUGAAAUUCUUUGUCCCUGCAUAGAAGGCACUAGUUUUGUCUGCUAGGUGGGGAUGUGAGUGGCAUACCUUACACCACAUUUGUCUGCGCUCAUCGUCAGAUUCCAGCCAUGGCACUUCUUGAAGCCACUUCUGAGAGAACUCUCUUCUCUCGAGCUGACGUUUUUUCUGAGGUGGAGGAAUGCCAGAGAAGUUGCUUAACGUCUGUUGUUUUUUGGACAUCUCUCACAGUAUUACACUUAGUCAAUCCAAGAUGGUGACUGUAUUUACAGCUAUUGGUAUGCAAAUGAGUGGUCUAAGAUAGUUAACCCUGUGCAUUUUUUACUUCUGUCACACAUGCGCACCAGUUAUGUGCGCUCCUGAUUAUUGGUGAAUAAACUUGAAAAAGUGUUCCGGUUCAUGCCCACUGUAUUAAUAAAUUUUUAAAUAAUGCUUUCUUAACAAUUGCUAGGGAUGGUGGGCCAUGUACAGAUAUUUUAGAUUAAAUGUAAUACAAUUAUAUAAUUAUUUACAAUAUAAUAGUAGGUUUUAAAUUCAGUGUUAAUAUUUUAUGUGAAACUAUACUCCUCUAGUGAGGAAAUUAGUCACUGGCCAAUCUUUUACUCCUAAACAAAUUUUAUUCCGAGCUUUUUUACAUGUGCGUUUAAAUUAUUAGUGUAGCAGACUAACGUAAUGUUACUUUAGCACUGCAUUCUGUUUUCUUAGCUGGCUUUUGUAUGUUUGACCUGUUAAUCCUUUACAUUAAGUAGCACCUGGGUUUUAUG
This is a messenger RNA of Ictalurus furcatus (blue catfish), 5868 nucleotides long. RefSeq names its product calphotin-like. The record is from RefSeq and is a predicted model, not a curated record. The transcript has a single exon. Bases 811 to 2829 code for a protein of 672 amino acids. NCBI's taxonomy places the organism in Eukaryota, Metazoa, Chordata, Actinopteri, Siluriformes, Ictaluridae.